GAAAAGAUUGCUCAUUGCCCUUUGCUCCUGUUAAAGAGGAAUCCAGUUUUACAAUGGCAUUCGGUGGUAUCCUGAGUGAGGCUGACAUCUCUGCUGCCCUGCAGAACUGCCAAGCUGCUGACUCCUUCAACUUCAAAACUUUCUUUGCCCAGUCUGGUCUGAGCAGCAAGUCUGCAGAUGUUGUGAAAAACGUCUUUGCCAUCAUCGACCAGGACCAGAGCGGCUUCAUUGAGGAAGAGGAACUGAAGUUGUUCCUCCAGAACUUCAGCGCAAGUGCCAGGGCAUUGACUGAUGCGGAAACCAAGGCCUUCCUGGCAGCUGGUGACGCUGAUGGUGAUGGCAAAAUUGGAGUUGACGAAUUCCAGUCCCUAGUCAAACCUUGAAAAUGAAGACCACAAACUUUCAAGAAAGAUGAAACUGCAGUAGUUUGGCUUUUCUUAGUUGAAUUGAAGGAAGUGGAACCUGGUUUGUCGGAAUGCAAACACCCGAAUAAGCAAAAGAAUCCAAGGGCUUUGUGCUGCAUAGAAGAAACAUCGUCUUCUCUUUGUUCAGUACAUUGGAACCCUAACACGGGUCAGGAAACCGUCAAUUUAUCCAAGAGUUGCCUAAUUAACCCUACUGAUUUAACAGUUUUUUUACUUAUAUUCCACUGAUCUCUGUUCAUCAUAUCAAUAUGACUUUUGUAAUUAUUUAUUCAGUGUGUAUUGGACUGAAGCAGCACCAUUAAAAACUCAAAGCUAUCAAUAAAAUGUUUUUUUUAAAAA
Messenger RNA from Xenopus laevis (African clawed frog), 764 nucleotides. It is a transcript of the gene ocm4.5.S, whose product is annotated as oncomodulin 4 gene 5 S homeolog. Gene Ontology annotation, molecular function: calcium ion binding. Gene Ontology annotation, cellular component: cytoplasm. The record is from RefSeq and is marked provisional. Lineage: Eukaryota; Metazoa; Chordata; Amphibia; Anura; Pipidae.